Messenger RNA from Sinocyclocheilus grahami, 5628 nucleotides. Its product is annotated as matrix-remodeling-associated protein 5-like. Bases 1 to 5628 code for a protein of 1875 amino acids. The record is from RefSeq and is a predicted model, not a curated record. Lineage: Eukaryota; Metazoa; Chordata; Actinopteri; Cypriniformes; Cyprinidae. The transcript is spliced from 6 exons. Gene Ontology annotation, molecular function: protein binding.
AUGACCGCAUUCCUGGCAAGGUUUAAUACUAUACAUAGAAUAACUUACAGCUCUUUCGCUGGGUUACGAAAACUGGAGCUUCUUUUAAUGCAUGGCAAUGAUGUGCAUCAAAUUCCUGAUGGAACAUUCCGUGACCUCAUAUCCCUUCAGAUGCUGAAACUAAGCUAUAAUAAACUGAAGGUAAUUAGCAGACAGACCUUUGUGGGUCUCUGGAGUCUCACUAGGUUGCACCUGGAUCACAACAGACUUGAGUUCAUCCACCCCAAUGCAUUCCAAGGCCUCACGUCUCUUCGCCUUCUCCAACUGGAGGGCAAUCAACUUCAGCAGCUCCACCCAGCCACCUUCUCCACUUUCUCUAUUCUUGGACACUUCCCAGUUUCCACCCUGAAACACCUGUACCUGUCUGAUAAUUUACUGACCACUUUGUCACAGAGGAUGCUAGCAGGCAUGCCCUACCUGGAUAAUCUCUCCCUGCAUGGGAACCCUUGGACCUGUGACUGUCGCAUGAGGUGGUUCAAAGUCUGGAAUAAAAAUUCGCCAGGAGUGCUGAAAUGUAAAAAGGACAAAGCCUAUCCAGAUGGCCAGCUAUGCCCUAUGUGUUUUUCUUCAAAACAUCUAAAGAGGAAACAGCUCCAGGAGUUGGAGAAGCCCACUUGCAAUAGUCCCAUCAUCAGCACGGCUCACAGAGACAUUUCCCCAGAGGACACAGAAAGUGACCUCUUGACGAUUGAUGAAUUUCGUCAACCCCUUGGCAACAUUUCCCUGGGCCUGUCAGAUGAACAUGGACAUCAAGUAGACUUGGAAUGCCUUGUCACUGAGCCAAGAGAGCUGACUAGCAUAGGCUGGGACUAUGUUAACCAGUAUCAAAUAUCAGCAAAUGUGACUCUGACGUUAGAUUUAAAGUGUGCAACUGACAGGUCCAGUUAUGAGAGGUUGUGGAGAUUGAUUGCAUAUUACAGUGAUGUUCCAGCCCACCUUCGAAGAGAAAUUAUGUUGAGUAAGGAACCUUACACAAGCUUCAGAUAUCGGCAAGAUGUUGAAAGGGAUGCUCUUUACUAUACAGGAGUAAAAGCUAACAUAGCAGCUGACCCACCCUGGAUAAUGCAGUCAUCAAUGGACCUUCAGCUAAACAGACUUCAGUCUACAAGUAAAACUGUUCGACUAAUUCUAAGCACCCAUAUGACUGAGGUUAUGGAAAAGGAAUCUAUAAGAGAGCAGAGUAGGGGCUGGGUUGUAAUUGAGUCCAAGAACAACACUAGAACGAUGCAGGCUGCUGUCGUGGGAAGUCCUGCUGAGAUAGACUGUUCCAUACAAAGCUCAGGGAACGAAUCAGUUAAAUGGAUGCUACCAGAUGGCUCUACUUUAAAAACACCAUAUAGCAAUGGUGAUAAUAGGCUUUCAGCAUCAAAUGCUGGUCUUCUUAAAAUCAAAUCUGUGGACCAUUCUGAUUCAGGAGUGUACUACUGUAUUGCACAGGUUUCAGAUGACCUUACUAUCCUCCCUUUUCGCCUAACAGUGGAGGAAUCCUCCAGUCCACCUCCUGGAGGUGAAGGAGUAACAGAGCCAGUUACAGGAUUCACAGGUGGACCUUUUUUCCUUCCAUGUGUUGCCACCGGAUCCCCUGAUGCUGAAAUACACUGGAUUCUCCCUGAUGGUAGUAUUAUAAACAAGUGGGUAAACAUUUCCAGGAUAUUUGUGGCUUCAAAUGGAUCUCUGAUUAUUCGACACAGUCAGCUUUCAGACAAUGGAUACUAUAAGUGUGUAGCAGGAAAUCAGCAUGGGAUGGAUACUUUGGCCAGAAAAGUAAUAAUAUCAAGGCCAACAGGUUUACUCCCAUUACGGAAGUACUCUAGUAGCCCUCAACCUGCUGAGGGAGUUUCAACCCAAGUCCUUGUGACAAACGACAUGGAGUCUUCUGGGGAUAAUGAACCUGAAGAGUUUUUAGAGAAAGUGCUUACUAGGCAAGUGGAUUUACCCAAUCGGCGGCACGUCCCAAGUGUGGGAAUAAGGAGAGUCCAUCCAUUUAGGAACUCUUGGAGACGCCCUGCCACACCAAGGAGGAGAGUAGUGGAUAGGGUUAACACUGUAGAGUCAAGAAGAAACAUUAGUGUGUCAAACAACCAAAUAGACCCAAAGCGCUGGGCUAGCAUUUUGGCGAAAGUUCGCAGUGGUGGAACUAGUUUAAAAACAACUACUCCAAACUAUGUUCAGACCAGUUCAAACAAAAUACAGGAGUCAGAGACUGCCUACACAAAGCAGUCAGAAGUUGCUAACAAGAUUGAAGGAUCAUCUGCAGAAGAUACAACAAUAGAGGGCACCAGGGCACCAGUAAAGGAUGUGUUGUACUCAGUCACAAUGUCACAGAUGCCCACUGAGGCUACAGAGUACAACUUGGAUAUAAGAGCUCUGGAUUCUGAGGAUUCGAGACAUGUUGUCUACCAGAUAGCUGCUCCUGAAACAGAUCCAAAUUCAGAUUUGUUUACAGUUAGCACAUAUAUCACACAUCCCACAGUUGGACCACAGAUGACCCAUUUUACUUUGGGAGAUUCAGAGGUUGCAGAAGGAGUUGCAGUGAGCACUGUGUGGAGCACAGCAUCAUAUGGAACCCAUUUACAGGAAAACCAAAGCCACACAAUGGAUGGUGGCAGGGUAACUGAAGCAAUUCAAAAGUCUGAUGGCAAAGAAGAUGAAGAACGCAGGGUUUUGCAAAACCCUGAGCUUGUGGGAGAGGUUUAUCAGGGAAGGAUGGAUCACAGCUUAGCAUCGACCACAGCAAAAACCUUCACAGAACCAAGUACAGAAACUGCUGUGUACUCUUUUACUGAAAUUCUUACUACAAUUAAGCAAGGACCACAGACCCUACAAAAGCACAUAACUCAGAAGAAACAUAAUGUCUCAAAAAUUCCACUGCUUCUCACUGUGACAUCAACCACCAAACCCACUUCAGGACAUAAAGCAACCUUCACUAAUUCAUUUAAUGCUUCUUCCUCACGUGCUAGGAACUCAUCCAGUUUGAGGAGGAGGAAUGGUGGAAGAGGAAGAAAGACUAAUCGAAUUAGAAGUAAGACAAACAGUUCUAAAUCAUCAGUAUAUGUCACCCCACAGCCCAAUUCAGCUUCAAUUGUGGAGGUUACAAAUUGGUUUUCAGUCAUUACUAAGACAACUGCCUCCUCUCAAACUAAAAUAGAAACAUCUUCAUGGGCCAAAAGUGCAGGAGCCAAAAUGAAUAUUACUGUUCCAUUAACUGACAGUCAACCACCGUCACUAGGCAAAAUGACUCCAUUAUACAGUGGCAGGAAUAACAAAAUCCAUACAUCCACAUCCCAAGAAAAUGUAUCUAUGACAAAGGAUAGACACUCAUUUGAUUCUAAGCCAGCUCAAGAACUUAAAAACACUGCAAUAGUACCAGUGUCUCCAUCAAUAUUCAGUAAUUUUGGUAGAGAACAAGAAAAGGCAACUAUACAGAAAGAAAACAAAUCCAACUUGUCCCCCCAUAUUACAAAUCCUCCUGUGAAGGCAGACAUCCAUGAGUGGUUUACAAGCAUUCAUACCCCUGCAGCUAAAAAGUUUGAAGAGACUCAACAGGGAAAAAUGACAAGAGACCCCAGCUCGAUUCCAACAUCAGACAGCUCUCAUGCACAAUUAGAGGAACUUCCAGGUGCAAGUCCAGAUAAAACAAACAACCAAUAUAACCCCACACAGACUGAAAACAUUCUGUCAUACAAAGAGCUUGAAGGAAGGUUUUCUGUGAGGCCAUUCACUUCAUCUUCCCCAAACAUCCAGAAUGAAAUUCUUAAAAAUAAUUUGGAAAUCCAACAUGGUUCAGCAACAGCAGCCACUACAAUUUUUGAGGGGGCACAACAGAGUUCCCGGGUUCCAACUGGCAGCCCCAAAAUCUUUCAAGUAUUAGUGCUUGCAACAACCAACCCAAGCAGGCUUUCAACUGGCAGCAUUCACGACAGAGAAGAUUCUUCUUUAUCCAUGAAUCCUUGGGCUCCAUCAGAAAAUGCUGAUCUACCUCCAGUUACAAAAGAAAACAUUAUUGCCACAACAACAACUACAACAGCUCUGAAAUCUUCUACAGUACAUACCCAUAUGUUUUACCCAAAUACACCCACAUCUGUAAGCAUGCUAGGUGAACUAGACGAUGCUAAUCACAUUCCUGACAGUGACAAAGAGAUAUUUGUAACCCCAGGCAAAGAAAUUAUUAGUAAGAUAGAACUUAGCAGAACAAAUAGCAGGGCAGGACCUCCAGUCACACAAUUUCCUUAUCAAUUAGCCAGUGUUUCUGAGGAAACAGUAUCUCAAGAAUUAGAAGUAGACAUACACAAAAAGACCACUACAAAAACAGCCACGACUCAACCACUUCACUCAACUUCAACAGUAUCUUCACCCAAGAAAAAACUUCCUGGUAGGCCAGGUGUUCAGGGUAGAGGAAGCUCUUUGAUACAUUAUGCCACAUCAGGAGGACCUCAACAAAGACCAACAGCAAUGCCCGAGGGUAGUGGCAAACCUUGGAUCAUCAGCACAGACAUUAGAUCAGUAACAGCACAUGCUGAGACUGAUGCUUAUUUGCCUUGUGUGACUGUGGGGAAACCCAGUCCCUUCCUUUCAUGGACUAAAGUAUCCACAGGGGCAAGUGUAACACAGAAUACCAGGGUUCAAAGAUUUGAGGUCUCCUCUAAUGGUACACUCAUAAUCCACAAUGUACUUCCUCUGGACCAGGGCCAGUACCUCUGCAGUUCCCAAAACCAGUAUGGAGAGGAUAAAAUUGUGGUUAAUUUAAUUGUUCUGGCUGAACACCCCAGAGUGCUGCAGACUCGCUAUAGUGAAGUCACAGCAUACCUUGGAGAAACUGUUCAGUUUGAGUGUCAGUCCCAAGGGCUUCCUCAGCCUCGGAUCACCUGGAUCCUACCAGACAGGGAAAUGGUACAUUCUAGUGGACCUACUCAUGCCAAUCCUGAAAACAAUGUCUCAGUCUUACCUAAUGGCACGCUUCACAUGAAAUCGGUUAGUCACAUGGAUCGAGGAAUUUACAAAUGCAUUGCAAGCAAUGCAGCGGGUGCUGAUACAAUAUCUGUUCGGCUGACUAUUGCAGCCUUGCCACCCAUCAUUCAGCAAUCAAGACAUGAGAAUGUCACUCUUCCAGAGGGAAGCGCUGCCUACUUGAAUUGCACUGCCAGGGGUGCCCCUCCACCUUCCAUUGGCUGGAUUACCCCUGAUGGAAUGCAGCUCCGUCCAUCACAGUUCAUCAAUGGACGUAACUUGUUUGUAUUCCCAAAUGGGACACUCUAUGUUCGUAGUCUCUUUCCAACAGAUGCAGGGAGGUAUGAAUGCUCAGUAACCAAUGUGGUUGGCACUGCACGGAGGACCAUUAUUUUGACUGUAAGAAAGUCCAUAAUAUACUCAAGAGCCAAGAUUACAUUCUCUUCGCCUCAAAAAACAGAUGUGGUCUAUGGAAGCAGGUUGCACCUGGACUGUAUUGCAUCAGGGAAUCCAGAACCCAGGAUAAUCUGGAGGACUCCAUCGAAAAAACUUGUGGAUGCUCACUACAGUUAUGAUCAAAGGAUUGAAGUGUCUGCCAACGGUACACUAUCCAUCAGAUAUUUUAGAGAAGCCAAAACUUAA